AUGCUGUUGCGUAAUACAAAAAUCCCCAAGACUUUAAAUACCUGUUUUAUACUGCAUAUAUUCAUCCUGUUGACACUGGGCAUGUUAGUGUCGGGCAUGCCCUCAAAGAUGGUAUCAUUCGCCUCUCAGGAUGCUCUGCAAAGAAUAAACAAUCUCCUUCGGGGCUCUGCUAAUCGAGAUGUUGACAUUUUUGCUGUAUAUUCGAACGAAGAUAACGGUGACGAUGGUAGCGACAAGGAUCACCAUAACAUCGAUAUUGAUCCUUUACCUCGACGCCCUAGUUUAACGCCUGAUAGGCAACUCCUAAAAGUUGGUUUGCAUGGCGCUAUAAGUUCUGAUUUAGAGAUCUGUAGUAAUUUAACAAUAAAUGAAGUUCUCCUGAAAUUUCCCGGCUCCAACGCUGCAGAUGCCGCAGUAACACAAGCCCUUUGUAAAGGUAUGGUGAAUUUUUUCAAUAGCGGUAUUGGAGGUGGUGGAUACGUGGUUUUUUCUGGCAAAAGCGAUGAAGAUCAUUUAUCUAUUGAUUUUAGAGAAAAGGCACCCAUGGGUUCGCAUAAAUUCAUGUUUGAAAACUGUUCUCUAUGCUCAAAGAUAGGAGGUCUGGCUGUCGGUGUUCCAGGGGAACUUAUGGGUCUCUAUCGCCUCUAUAAAGAAAGAGGCAGUGGCCAAGUUGAUUGGCAUGAUUUAAUACAACCAGUGGCGAAACUGGGAAGCACGGGUUGGCGAAUAGGUGAAGCCCUCGGUGCCACUUUAAAACUUUAUGAGGAUGUUUUCCUGACAUUGAAGGAGGAUUGGUUGUUUGUAUUGAAUUCUACUCAAGAUGGUGUUCUGAAAGAAGGUGAUUGGAUCAAGAGGCCAGCACUAUCCAAUAUGUUAAUGGAACUGGCUAAAAAUGGCUCCGUGGCGCCAUUUUAUGACCCUGACCACUGGAUUGCUAAGUCGAUGGUUGAUACUGUGGCGAAAUACAAUGGAAUAAUGGACUUACAGGAUGUUUCAUCAUAUGAUGUUCACGUUACCAAACCAUUAUCCAUGAAAAUCAGGAAGGGUGCCAAUUUCAUUCCUGAUAACGAUAUGACUGUGUUGACAAGUAGCGGUUCGAGUUCUGGGGCUGCACUACUUGCAGCAUUGAGGAUAAUGGAUAAUUUCCAGAAUCAAGAAGGGGGCGACUAUGAGAGAGAAACCUCCUACCAUUUGCUUGAAAGCAUGAAAUGGAUGGCAAGCGCAAGAAGCAGGUUAGGUGACUUUCAAGGCGAAACAUUGCCUAAGCACAUCAAAGAGGUAUUAGAUCCAGAAUGGGCUUUGAAAGCAGUGAAAUCCAUCAGAAAUAACUCUCAGGAUGGAAAAUUUAAAACGUUAGAAAACUGGACGCUUUAUGACCCAGCUUACGAUAUGAAUAACCCUCAUGGAACCGCGCACUUCAGUAUAGUGGAUUCUCAUGGCAAUGCUGUCUCCUUGACAACCACCGUCAACCUGUUGUUCGGUUCCUUAGUUCACGACCCAAAAACUGGCGUAAUUUUUAAUAAUGAAAUGGACGAUUUUGCUCAAUUUAACAAAUCUAAUAGUUUUGAAUUGGCGCCCUCCAUAUACAAUUUUCCGGAACCCGGGAAAAGACCGUUAUCGUCCACUGCACCCACUAUUGUGCUAUCUGAAUUAGGUAUCCCGGAUCUUGUAGUGGGUGCUUCGGGUGGCUCAAGAAUCACUACGAGUGUUUUACAAACAAUAGUCAGGACCUACUGGUAUAAGAUGCCUAUAUUAGAAACAAUAGCCUAUCCACGUAUACACCAUCAGUUGCUGCCCGACCGCAUAGAAGUAGAAAGCUUCCCCAUGAUCGGUAAAGCCGCACUGCGUACUCUAAAGGAAAUGGGAUAUACGAUGAAAGAAGUUUUUCCCAAGAGCGUGGUCAACGCUGUACGCAAUGUCAGGGGAGAAUGGCAUGCCGUGAGUGACUAUUGGAGAAAAAGAGGAAUUUCCUCCGUAUAUUGA
This is a messenger RNA of Saccharomyces paradoxus, 1983 nucleotides long. RefSeq names its product gamma-glutamyltransferase (gene ECM38). The transcript has a single exon. Lineage: Eukaryota; Fungi; Ascomycota; Saccharomycetes; Saccharomycetales; Saccharomycetaceae. Bases 1 to 1983 code for a protein of 660 amino acids. The record is from RefSeq and is a predicted model, not a curated record. Gene Ontology annotation, molecular function: glutathione gamma-glutamate hydrolase. Gene Ontology annotation, cellular component: plasma membrane; fungal-type vacuole. Gene Ontology annotation, biological process: glutathione catabolic process.